Messenger RNA from Penaeus indicus, 1614 nucleotides. Its product is annotated as persulfide dioxygenase ETHE1, mitochondrial-like. Gene Ontology annotation, molecular function: sulfur dioxygenase activity. The record is from RefSeq and is a predicted model, not a curated record. Gene Ontology annotation, biological process: hydrogen sulfide metabolic process; glutathione metabolic process. Bases 16 to 774 code for a protein of 252 amino acids. Gene Ontology annotation, cellular component: mitochondrion. The transcript is spliced from 6 exons. Lineage: Eukaryota; Metazoa; Arthropoda; Malacostraca; Decapoda; Penaeidae.
GUCUCACCCCCAGCGAUGCACGUAGACGACACUCAUUCCACCUCCAUUUUCUCUCUCCUUCCCCAGCUGUUCGACCGAGAGACGUGCACGUACACGUACCUACUCGCCGAUACCAACACGAAGGAAGCCGUGCUCAUCGACCCCGUGAUUGACUUGGCCGAGCGCGAUGCCAAGCUGGUGGAAGAACUGGGACUCUCGCUCAAAUACGUCAUGAAUACCCAUGUUCAUGCUGACCACAUCACUGGAACAGGCCUCCUGAAGAAGCUUGUGCCUGGCUGUCAGUCAGUCAUAGCAGAGGUCUCAGGAGCAGAAGCUGAUAAGCUUGUCCAGCAUGGAGAAACUGUGCAGUUUGGUGAGCAUGAGCUCGAGGUCAGAUGCACUCCAGGUCACACAAAUGGCUGUGUGACUUAUGUUAGCCACAACUUGAAGUCCGUCUUUACUGGCGAUGCUCUCCUGAUCCGGGGGUGUGGGAGGACCGACUUCCAAGAGGGCAGUGCAGAGAAACUUUAUGAAUCUGUGCAUGGCCAGAUUCUCAGCCUUCCUGAAGAAUAUGUUGUAUACCCAGCUCAUGAUUAUAAGGGCAAUACUUCAUCAUCUAUUGGUGAGGAGAAGCAGUUCAACCCUCGCCUUACCAAGCCGAAGGAUGAAUUCAUUGAGAUCAUGAACAACCUUGGUCUGCCAUAUCCCAAGAAGAUUGAUAUUUCCCUGCCACCAAACAAGGUCUGUGGACUUUACAACUUGCCAGAUGAACUUGCUGCAAAGUUGGAGGAUUAAUGAAGUGGUCAGGAAAUGACACUGAAUGAAAAAAGAAAUUUGAAUAUAUAUUUUAAUUCAUUGAAUAUGUAUGUUUUUUUUCUGUUGUCAAGGUCUAUUUAAAAAAAUUAAAUCAAAGGUGUUGGUUAAGCUAUAUUUACUAAUAUUAGCGAAAAUAUGUGAUAUGUAUGGGAUAAUAUGGAAUGGAUAAAAGAUUUAUAGGAUUGGAUAACUUGGGAAGUAUUUGCCAGAGAAAUUUGCAAGGUAGAUCAUGAAAGAAUUGAACCAAGCUAAAAAAAAAAAAUAAUGUUAAUAGCACAGAUUCUUAUUUGAGUGUCAAAUGAGUGCAAGCAGUAACAGCUUUUAUAUCCCAAGCAAUUUUCUGUGAUUUCUUUUCCCAAAUCUUUUGUCUGUGUGAUUUGAAGGCAGAAAUUAAAAUGUCCUUUUCAUGAUUGAGGUAGACAAUAUUAUUUUUAUAAAUAAUUGGAACAUAUUUAGGGAAGAUAGUGAUAUUACUACAAAGCAAGCUGCAAUAAUGUUCAUGAUCCGAGUAUAACACAUCGUUGCUCAAGUCAUUUUAUUAGUUUUUAUCCUUGUAUCCUGUAAUAACUGUCAUAAACACCUCAGAUAACAUUAAUCCUGCACAAGCUUGAACCAGAUAUGUGUUAUUGCAUUUAAAUGACAAUCUAGCAUUACCCAAAUAUUUUUAGAUAUGAAGGAAAACAGUAGUUACCUUUUUUUAUUUAAAAAAAUCAAAUAUAACACAGUACACUUUUUACACAAGAGCAAUUUAGUCUACAAGUAGUGAUGGUAUUAUAAUGCACUUUUGGUUAUGGAAAUAAAUGGUAUAUUUAUAUCUUU